Triplophysa dalaica is the source of this 7079-nucleotide messenger RNA. It is a transcript of the gene fnbp1a, whose product is annotated as formin binding protein 1a. The record is from RefSeq and is a predicted model, not a curated record. The coding region runs from base 258 to 2234 and encodes 658 amino acids. The transcript has 15 exons. Gene Ontology annotation, molecular function: protein binding. NCBI's taxonomy places the organism in Eukaryota, Metazoa, Chordata, Actinopteri, Cypriniformes, Nemacheilidae. Gene Ontology annotation, biological process: signal transduction; endocytosis.
AUGUCCAGACCCUAAGGACACUGUCUCCUCCUGCUCAAACACACACAUUUAUAAUAAACCACACAGCUGGAGCUCACAGCAGCAUCGCUCAACGAUUUGACAAAUAGGCCUUACAGUUUGCAUUUUCUUUGUUGCUGCUUGUCAAUCAGCACAUUAUUAUUUUUAAGACAUGUGCCGGACUGUAUUUUUUUCUCAAAAAUGUGUUUGUUUCAUACAGAUUCGAGCAACGGGUGAAAGAUUUAUUAAGUGCUAAACACAUGUUAGCAGAUAAGCAACAUCGACGUGGACCUGUCUGGUGGAGAAAUAAAAUGGAGGGAUGGGUUAUUCUAAUGAGGAUUUAUUUACGUCAACCCGUUUCCCGUUUAUUGUUACGUAUUGACGCAGGGUGCGGCCCAUUUAGGUCCGAUGUAAGGAAACUAGGAGACGGUAAAGCGCUUGCAUUGGUGUGGUCUUGUCAAGAAAACCGCAAGAUGGGGAUCUGCCUAGCAACACAUCAGACUCCUGGGAGCAACCAUUGGAAUCUGUCCAAGAAAUAUCAGCUUAAGAAGAACUCCAAAGAAGAAGAUGAAUUCAAGUACACGUCAUGUCGAGCUUUUCUCAUGACCUUAAAUGAACUGAACGACUACGCGGGUCAGCAUGAGGUCAUCGCUGAGAAUCUAUCCUCUCAGAUCAUGGCAGAGUUGACUCGGUACAUUCAAGAACUGAAGGCGGAACGCAAAUCGCAUUUUCAUGAUGGGCGUCGAGCGCAGCAACACAUUGAAAAUUCCUGGAAGCAGUUGGAAUCGAGUAAGAGAAGAUUCGAACGGGACUGUAAAGAAGCGGAUCGGGCUCAGCAUUACUUCGACAAGAUGGAUGCCGACAUUAACGUGACUAAGGCGGAUGUGGAGAAGGCGAAACAGCAAGCUCAGUUGAGACAUCAGAUAGCCGAGGACAGUAAAAAUGAGUACCUGACCUACCUGCAGAAGUUCAACAAAGAUCAGCAUGAGCAUUACUACACUCUCAUACCACAUAUCUUUCAGAGGAUACAGGAGAUGGAGGAGCGGCGAGUGGGCCGAGUGAGAGAGAGCAUGCGUGUGUACUGCGAGGUCGAGCGGAAAGUCUUGCCCAUCGUCAGCAAGUGUCUGGACGGCAUGACCAAAGCUGCUGAAUCCAUUGAGCCUAAAAUGGACAGCAAACAAGUGGUUGAGUCGUAUAAAUCGGGCUUCGAGCCGCCGGGCGAUGUGGAGUUCGAUGACUACAGCGUGUCUAUGAAGAGGGCGGUGUCAGAAUCAAGCUUCUUAAAUGCUCGAGGAGAGAACAGACGCCGGAGCAGGAGUAGACUGUGGCCUUUACUCAAGAGGAACAAGCUUAUGUCUUUGUUAGCAUCACCCCGUCAGCCCCCUCCCCCUCCUCCCACCUCCCCGUCCCCUGAGGGCCUCCCGAACGGCCCCCAGUCCCCUCAGCAGCCCAAGGAGCCCCUGAGCCAACGCCUCAAUGACUUCAUGAGCACCAAACACAAAAUGCACUGCCUGCGGAGCCUGAAGCGAGGGCUUUCUCUAAAGCUGGGAACAGGCCAAGAGGACUACAGUCAUCUCCCACCCGAACAGAGAAGAAAAAAACUUCAGGCCAAACUCAAUGACAUCAACAAGGACAUCCAGAAAGAGAUGGAUCAGAGGGAUGCUUUGACUAAAAUGAAAGAUGUUUACAUUAAGAAUCCUCACUUAGGGGAUCCAGACAGUAUAGAUCCACGGUUAGAGGAGAUCAUGCACAGCUUGGAAAAGUUGCAGCUUGAAGGGCAGAAAUUUGAGGGCUGGCUGACGGAAGUGGAGAGAAAGUUACUUGAAAAGGGAUCCGAGCCUCAGAGACAGAGUGGACAUUUUGACUCGCAGGGAAACACGCCUCUUACCAACAACUACGGUCAAAACCGUGAGAGUCCGGAUGGCAGCUACACGGAAGACCACAGCACCGAGACCGGCAUGCAGUUCAAAUCCCGCAGCACUGAGUUUGAUGAAGAGUUUGAUGAUGAGGAACCUCUACCCACCAUUGGAACCUGCAAGGCGCUUUAUCCAUUUGAAGGCCAGAACGAGGGCACCAUAUCCAUGGCCGAGGGAGAGAUGCUGUACGUGAUCGAGGAGGACAAGGGUGACGGCUGGACUCGUGUGCGCAGAAACGAGGACGAGGAAGGAUACGUGCCCACAUCAUACAUCAAACUCUUUUUGGACGCCGGUGCCAAAGGUGCUAUGACAUACAUAUAAUCCCACGUCACAGUGCUUUUACUGUACAUACAGUACAGCAGACGAGACCGUGAAAUGUCAUCGUACUCGUAUAAAAGAGGAAGCAGAGCUCUUCCUGUUUUUAUACCAUAUAGCUUAUUGCACAGUUCUGGUCUGUAUUUAUUUUUUGAAUUAUUUCACCCUCAGAUAUGUUUUGGAAUCAUACGGGCAUAUUAGGCAAUAAAGACACAGCUGCUGUGUCAUUUUGAUAUCAGAUGGAAAUGGCUGGUUUACCAACAUAUCACGUUGAUAUAACAUAUUUCGCGAACAUAUUUAGCAUAUCCGUUUACUUCUGCGAGACUUUUGGUUUAUUCAGAUUUCAUUUUUACGUCCAACAAGAUGUUUUAAGACCUAAUUAAUAAUGUCUUGACAGAGAAAGCAAUUACUUUGAAACUCUGGCAAUAAGAAAUAUUUCCUGCCCUGCGACGUGGCCUCAAAACUACAGAUUAGUUAGUUUUUAAUUGUCCUUUUUUUAAGAGACUAAGAGAUUUUUGCAUGAGAGAUGAAUAGAAUAAUAAUUUCUCAGGUACAUUUACUUUACCGUAAAUGCUCGUACCUCAUGAAUAUCUGGGAUUUUCUUUCCCCGCAGCGAAUCGCCUUCGGUUUCAAGGCGUAUCAAUAAAACUGUAAAAAUGAUUGCAUGUAUCUAUGAGGCUUUCUCUAGCUUUGCAGUGACCGCUGUACAAACAUCAUGUUUUGAAGUAAAAAAUACAGUUAUGAGCCUCUCUGUGUAGUUACGCAAUGAAAUAAAAAGUGCUUGCAUGUUAUUCGUACAUUGACCAGCAUGAACCACUAACAGAAUAUGAAGUUCUGUGUCUAAAUAGAGAUUUCUAGGACAGAAAAUCACAACGCAGUGUUUGAUAGGAAUACAUGCAUGUCAGGCUUUUAAUCGCGGUGUCAUUUUUUCUUCACGCGCUUUAUCUGCAGCUAUUAAAUACGCAUCAGUUGCUCAAUAGUGCUGCAAGUUAAAUACGAAGAGUUUUGUAUAGUUUUUAUGAUCCCUGUCUUUAAUUCCCACAAGCCUUGUGGGUUUAUACUCCCUUCAGUGCUUUUACUGAAUGUUUUUAACCCAUACUGUACUUUCAUUGUCUGUGAAUCUGGUCUGUUGUCAACGACUGUCAUAGAAUUCAAUUCAAAUGCAACCCGUCUAACACGUCUUGUGUGGUGUUUUCUUUCUGUUUUUUUCUUUGCUUUUCGUUUCUGUUUUCUUUCUUGCAGAUCCCUAAAAGUGUUUGGCUGGCACAGGAGUGGCAGGGCAAGCGUCCUUGCGUCAAACAUCUUCCUCUUGUUACUGUAGUCAGAGAAAUGGCUUGUGGGGGACGGGAGAUUCCCUUUUUAACACGAACCCUCUCCUCCGCCGCAAAACGAAUCCUGACUUUUCAUGCCUAGCGUGGUGAUUAUUUGCAAACGCUUGCUUCUCGUAUGGACCUAGAAUAUUUAGCCUCGUGCCGUAGCCGCUUGCUGUCGGACCAGAGCCCUUAGGUUUGUUCGCAGAGGCACAGAUCAAGUGCCAUGUACAUGUUUUGUUGUUGCCUGGCUUUGCUUCGGAGCCCCGAGGAGUUUCCUCGUGAAGAUUUUAGGUUUCAUAAAUAUUUGUCAGUGCGGACUCUUGAGUUCUGUGAAAUCCUAAAACUUGGGAAAUGUGGGGACUGAUUUGAUACGCAUUAGGCUCGCUUUUCUUUGUUCAGUUAAUGGAGUGCUUGCAAGGCAGCAAUGUUCUGAAAUUUCAUCAUGAUGACAUCAUCAUCAUCUUUGCAGUCAUAAAGACUUCCUGAUCCGUGCAGUUUUUUAUCCCCCUGCGUACAAAAAGUAUGCCAUCAACGUAGAACCCGUGGCGUUGGGCCGGGAGGUCUUUUUUAAAGACAAAAUUUUGGGCUUUUUGAAUAUAAUCAUUCAGAACACUCUAUCAUCCCGGCGGUGACUUCUUAAUGAUGCGUUUCAAUUAAAAGUCAUUUUUGUCAACUUUUAGGAGUACACUAACAUAUGUAGAUGUCCCAAAAGUCUGUUUUUGUUUUCACGAGGUCUUUUGAUUUAUGCGGAGCCAAACGCUCAGAAUUCAAAAUAAAACAUUUAUAUCAAUGUAAUGUUUGCAUUAUUAUUUUUCUCACUGUAUACUGUAUAUGUAUUUAUAUACUUUCAACACUGCUUUUCCUGCCUUGCAAGCACUGGUUUCUCCAUCAGGAAAUGUAAAUGUAGAUUUAAUGAUUAGUAGUAGUAUUCUAAUGAAUGCAUAUAUUCCCCCUUCAUCUGGUGUGAGUGUUCUGUGAGGUGCUGUUGUAGAUGAAUAGUUCUUCAUGGCAGGUGAAGCGGUAAGCAUCUUCUCUCACUCUUUCCUCCCGGGGAAGAAAGAACUGUCACCUCACUCGCUCGCUCGCUCACUCAUACACACUUUCUUUCUGCGAUGUGUGCACACGCCACAGCCGCACCCUACACUCUCACACCGUCUCUUCUGUUGUCUCACACGUGUCUCAGACACGCUCUCUCUUUCGGUUCUAGGCUUUCUCAGACAUAUUCUCUAUUUCUGCUCUCGCAUCUUUCCUGUUUUACCAGGGUUCUAUUCAGAUGGGACUAGCUUUCAUGUUUAAAUUUACAGUUUGCAGACUUUUUAAUCAUGUCUUAGUACAAUAACUCAGAUCUCAGUAGGGAAUGCCUGUGAUUGCAGUAUAUUCUAUACCUUUUUUAUUCUUUGUAAUGACUAUUAUCAAAAACUGUAAAUAUAGGUACAUUUGGCUUUUUAGUGUCAGAUGUUCAUAUUGUCUAUGUUAAGAAAAUUAAAAUGGAUCAUUCAUGCAUCAGAAAUGAAUCCCGUCUGAAUAGUGCAUAUUUCCUUUCUAUAUUUUAGAAUAGUCUCUUCUUUUACUUUUAUUCUCUUUCUCUCAAUAUCAACUGUUUUCUUUCUUUCUUUCUUUCUUUCUCCCUUUCAUUUUCACACCUGACAUCUGUGCCCCUUUAUUUUCUUUUACUCUCCAGCAAAUGGACUUUUUCUUUGCUUUUUAUUAUUUCACCAUAAGAUUUUAGUUUUUUUACUCAAUUUUUUUUCUCUAUCAACUGACUUCUCUUGCUUUUUAUUCACUUUAUUGUCUUUGCAACUUGUUUCUCGCUGUCACAACAGCAGGUUUCUAUUUUUCUCCAAAUCUCAUUUUGCUUUUUCGUUUUCUCACUCACGAAAACUGGUUUCUUUCUUUCUUUCUUUGCUGUUCUUCCCUUUUUUCUCUCUCUUUUUCAUCUCUCUCAUCUCAGUGGACGUGGCUGUGUGUGGUGUAGCUGUAGUGGUGCAGUGAUUCAGUAGAUGUUGAUGGUGGUCCUCAGCUGGUGCUGUGUUUCGACGCAUGCAUGCUUGCCCUGUCUCUUUGUGUGUGUGCCAGUCUUAGGGGGUCCAGUUCUCUCCAUAAAGUUCAAGCUCUCGACUUCUGACGGUUGAACUUAAGCUUUGGAAACUGUGUUUGUGCCUGUUUUUAUUUCAUUCUACUGUAUCUUGAGUGUUUAUUACUAUUAUUUUUUUAGUUUUUGAAAGAUCUGCAUGAUCACUCGUCUACACCCCCUCGAGUUACUUUUUUGAAGUGUUUACACUGUUUUUCUUCUUUUGAGAUUUUCUGAAUGAUUAAUGUGCAAGAGUCCAAAAUUAAAUUUGCCGACAAGUAAUUUUAUUAGAAGUAAAACCCAAAUUAAGUUAAGUUGCAUUAUAAGAAUGAUAAUAUGACAUUCAACGUUAAUAUCAAUGACACAAGCUAUUCUAUUUAGACAAAAUGCUCUUCUAAUUGAUCCGUUACUGUUUUGAAUCUAUCUGUCUUAUUACUUAGCAUCUUAAAGAUUGUUUUUCUUCAGAGGCAUACGGUAUAUGAAAUGAAAAUAUUGAUAAAAUGUAGGACAGUCAAACGAUUAAUCACGAUUAAUCGCAUCCAGAAUAAUAGUUUGUGUUUCCAUAAUAUAUGUCUGUGUAAUGUGCGUAUUUGUUUUUUGGUGUAAAAACAUACACAUGCAUAUAUUUAAGAAAACUAUCAAAUCUAAAAAUUAAAAAAAAUUAUAUAUAAUUUGAAUGGUUGGUCAAUGGAAAUACAUUUAGAUAAAUAUUUCAUAAAUAUGUAAGUCAAUAAAUACAAAGUUAAUAUGCAAAGGACACAGACAUAUAUUAUAUAUAUAGACAUAUAAAAUUGUAUUCUGGAUUAAUCGUAAAUAAUAAUUUGACAGCCCUAAUAAAAUGACAUAAAUGUCUGUAUAAGACAAGAAGCUUUUCAUGUGCAACACAAUGACCUGUGUCAUGUACAGUACAAUGAGAAUAAAAUAGCAAAAAUAUUUAUAUUGUCAUGGCGACAAAAUGUUUUUCUUUUUCGUGUCAUCACCAGUCAGAAAUCUUUAUUUUGACUCAUACUUUAUUUUACAUUUGUGGUAAAUGUAGUCAUUUCACUCAUAACCGAAGGUUAAUUUUGGACCCUGUUGAUAUCAUUCCGAUUUCAUUUUUGGUGUUAAACACAAGUAUUUACCUCAUUCCAGAUAGAUUUGGGCUGCUCUAUAAUAAUAGGUUCUGAAUGUGACUAAUAUUGUCUUAUCAUUUCUAAAGAAACACUGCGGCAGAGCUGACAUGUGUGUUUUUCUGUAUAUUGUGCUUUGAAUUUGCUGGAUUUCUUCCUUGAAAGACCUCAUAAACAUAAAACUGCCAAAAUGAAGUGCGAAAGGCUUGUUUGUUUGUUUUUUAGCAUUUUUUGCAAAUGCUAAGCAGUAUAUAAACUUUUGAGUUGUCGAAUCAUUCAUAUUGUAAAAGACAAAGUUGUAUGUCUGCCAAACUGGGCAGUUUUUAUGUAGAAGUUUAACAAAUUAAAGGUCAUUUUA